Messenger RNA from Penicillium robsamsonii, 1536 nucleotides. Its product is annotated as putative MFS allantoate transporter. Gene Ontology annotation, cellular component: membrane. Gene Ontology annotation, biological process: transmembrane transport. Gene Ontology annotation, molecular function: transmembrane transporter activity. The transcript has 4 exons. NCBI's taxonomy places the organism in Eukaryota, Fungi, Ascomycota, Eurotiomycetes, Eurotiales, Aspergillaceae. The record is from RefSeq and is a predicted model, not a curated record. Bases 1 to 1536 code for a protein of 511 amino acids.
AUGGACCCCAAUACAAAAGUGGAUCAGUCCACAGAGAAAAAUGCUACUCAUGUUGCACUCGGCGAGACUCAUGAUAUCGGAGCAAAUCUAUAUCUAGAGGCAGAGCAGUUUACUGCUGAGGAACUGGAGGUUGAGGGCGCCGAGGUGCUGAGGAUUAUCGACUGGAGGAUUAUGCCCAUGCUCUACCUGACAUAUGUUAUUCAAUUCCUUGACAAACUAUCACUUAAUUAUGCAUCGGCAUACUCCUUGAUCCCAGACCUCGGUCUCGAAGGCCAACGAUACUCAUGGGUUGCUGCGAUUUUCAAUUUCGGUUAUCUCUUCUGGGCUCUCCCAGCCAACCUACUAAUCCAGCGAUUGCCAAUCGCCAAAUAUAUGGGUGGUAUGCUUUUCGUUUGGAGUGUACUUGUUGUUGCACAUGUUGGAGCGAAGAACUACCCAGGAAUACUGGUAUUGAGAUUCCUCUUGGGCAUGGCAGAAGCCGGAAUCAGUCCGUGCAUGAUGAACCUGACAUCGAUGUUCUACAAGCGAUCCGAACAACCCUUGCGCAUGGCUGUCUGGCUCAGCGCAAAUGGCAUGGCCACGAUGGUAGGAGCACUACUAGGAUUCGGCCUGGGCCAUUCACACAACACUGCGCUCAAGAGCUGGCAGUUGAUUUUCUUAACCAUCGGACUGCUCAACUUCCUCUGCGCCUGUCUCUUCCUCUGGCUCAUGCCAGACUCGCCCAACUCUGCCCGCUUCCUGACUCACCGACAGCGUGUGAUCGCCGUGCAGCGUGUCGCCGAAAACAUGAUUGGCGUGAAGACCAAGGAUAUCAAACCACGUCAGGCACUAGAGAUUCUCUGGGAUAUCAGGGUCCUCUGCUGCGCGGGAGUCGGCAUCGCCUGUGGUGUGAUCAACGGCGGUUCAUCGAAUUUCGCAUCAGCCUUGAUCAAAGGCUUUGGUUUCAGCGGGAUCUACACUACACUCCUUCAACUACCCACAGGUGCGAUUGAGGCAGUGGUGGUUCCAAUCUGCGGUAUCAUUGCUACAUACGUUAAAGAUUCCCGCUGCAUCGUUCUCGCAGUCGUAUGUUUGAUCCCCUUCGGCGGUCUUCUGGGUAUCCGCUUUACUAGUCUCGACCACCCCUGGACGUUAGUUGGAUGCACCUGGCUACAGUAUCUUGUUGGUGCCCCCGUUAUUAUCUCGUGGAAUCUACUUGCCACCAAUGUUGCCGGCCACACCAAGCGUGCGGUGGCUAAUGGUCUCUGGUUCUCGCUCUAUGCGGCCGGUAAUGUUGCGGGAGCGAAUAUCUUUUUUGCCAACGAGUCCCCCCGCUAUUACUCGGGUCUGCUAGGCCUGCUCAUUUGCUAUGCGGGCAUCAUUGUGCUAGCAUGCGUGGGAUAUAUGUCGAUGAAGUGGGAGAAUUCAAGGAGGGAUGCUGCAAUGGUUGCGGCUGAUACUGAUGAGACCCCGGAGGAUAUUACCUCUCAGGCUAUCUUGGAUGGCUUCAAGGAUAUGACGGAUAUGGAGUCCAAGAAUUUUAGGUAUGCGCUUUAA